Ceutorhynchus assimilis (cabbage seed weevil) is the source of this 1440-nucleotide messenger RNA. The record is from the annotation of a GenBank genome assembly. NCBI's taxonomy places the organism in Eukaryota, Metazoa, Arthropoda, Insecta, Coleoptera, Curculionidae.
CAGUGCCAUUACACUCCAAAAAUAAAUAAAUAAAAACAAAACAAACUAGAAAUCCCAGUUAAUUAAUAAUUUGUCGUUAAAAAUGUUCAAUAUACCGGAGGCAAAGCUUCCAGAGAGCCUCAAAGACCAAAACCGUCUAAACGUCCUUUUUGGCCCACUGAGAAAUCGCAGUGUAAACCCAAAAGAUUGGGGUGAUAAAAUAGUAACAUGGAAAUCGAUUAUAAAAAUCUAUUGUGAAUCUACCAACAUUUUCUCGUUUACAUUAGCCUCUCUAAACGACGUAUUUGUAAGGCACGGCAGGCCUCCGCCCUGCCUGGGAGAAGUUAUUUCCGAUAUGAUAAAAAACCAUGAAGUUGAAAUAAUGGAUGUUUUUUUGAGGAAAUCGUCACACUCUUGGGGUGGUUGGUUAACUGAUGUUGCUAUCAAAAGACCUUUGAGUUGGUCCUACAAUACAAUGAAGAAAACGAUAUUUCCUGCAACCACCAACGGACAAUAUGUUCAUUUAGAAGUUAUAAAAACCAAAAGUGAAGCGCUACUAAAACUAAUACCAGAAAGUUUAAGAAACAAAGUCAUUAGCCUCAAAGAUUUAACAACCAUAUUAGGCCCAAACAUACCAAAUAAUGAAAAUUUAAAACUUCUAUUACACUAUUUAGAAAACCAAGAAAAAAUUUCAACUAAAACCCUAACAAAUCACAAUGAAUUAGAUACUGUUUUGUUGAAAAUAGGCGAAGGUAAUUCAGUUGCACCCAUUACAGAUAUAGACGUUGGAAUACACACUUUGGAGCAAAAUGAAAAAUUAAUUUCAAAACAUGUAGAAUCAUUAGAAGAUGAAAUUGAUAAUUGCGUGGAGCAGGCUAAAAUUCAACUUAAGAAGAAACACAAGCAAUUGGCUAAAAGUUGUCUGGUAAAGAAGCACCAGCUCGAGAAGCAACUGGAAAAAAAAGCAAAUGCAUUACACAAUGUACAAAAUUGUUUGGAGCAACUCAAAGGCACUCACACCAACGCUCAUGUUUGGGAAGCAUACAAAAAUGCUUUAGAUGCUUUUAAUACCACUUACAAAGAAACUGGUUUGAAUGAGGAGGCUGUAGAUGACACUAUGCUGAAGCUAGGAGAUAUUAUGGAUCAAAAUGAAGAUGUCCAAGCAGCAUUGGCAAGAUCUCCCACUGGUGACGAUGACACUGCAGCCCUAGAACAAGAAUUGGAAGACCUCCUUAAGGCUGAUUUGGAUGAUAAUCAGCCUCCAGAUGAUAAUAGUGGAGUCAGUGAUGAUUUGGAAAAACGAUUUAAUAUGCUAAAAGUCGAUUUACCAGAAAUUCCAGAUAGUAGUCCAGAAGUUUCAGCACAAGAAGCACUGUAAUGUGGGCUUUAAGCCCGAUUUAUUUAAGUUUAAAAUAUGUUUGUUUAUUGGUGAAUAAAAUUGCUUACUUUUUAUUUUAUGAA